Molecule: messenger RNA, 342 nt
Organism: Talaromyces stipitatus ATCC 10500
Lineage: Eukaryota; Fungi; Ascomycota; Eurotiomycetes; Eurotiales; Trichocomaceae
Exons: 2
Coding region: 1-342 (113 amino acids)
Source: RefSeq, a predicted model, not a curated record
AUGCCUUCCAACACAAUUCAUUAUGAUAACCAAGGCGCCAUUGCAACUAUGAAUCAACCUAGUCACUCGCCCUCUACUAGGUCAAAACAUAUCGAUAUCCGUUUCCACGUUAUACGCGAGGCUAUUGCAAAUGGCCUUAUUCGUCUGGAGUAUAUUCGUACAACAGAAAUGACGGCCGAUAUAUUGACGAAAGCACUACCGAAGGAAUUGCAUGAACGUCAUUGGGAGGAACCUAGCCGAUCUGACGCCUUUGGUGAGAUCCCGGAUGAGUGGGAGUGUCAGCGUGCUACACCCGUGGAUCUCCCUCCGGCGCGGAUCAACUAUGCUCCGAGAGUCAUGUGA